AUGAACUGGACGGGAGGUUCAUUGCAGCGCACCAAGAAAGCUAACUCAGGCGUCCUGCAGCAACAGAGAGCGUACUUCGCAAAAGCGCGAACCCACCUUCACAAUGCGACUAACUCGCCUAUUGCGCCCUUUUACCCGGACUAUCUGCGCGAAAGCGAGGAUCCUGGACUCUUAGGGAUAUCUUCGUUUGGCACUGGUUCGGUCCGACACACUGGUCAUUCAGCGAGGCACAGAAGUGGGAGAAUGGUACCAGACCUUACGCCAAACGGCGCGUGUUCCACUAUGGGACACUCUCGAGGGCCACCCCAUGGACUAUCUCUUGAACGUUCCAUCGAUAGGCCUCCUGCUUGGUCACAUGACUCACAGGGUACUAAAAAGGUCCGUCGUGACGAACUGCUAUAUGGUCGUCCAGGUCACGUGAAGGAAGACAAUGACCAGACAGGUUUUCGUGGCAGGAAACGCAAGACUACAAGGGCUAAUCCCGAGGUCCAACUACUCGAGGAAAAGAGGAAGAGACUUCUGGCACAGCAAGACUGGGUCGGCAUCGAUCCGUCUAAACCAGUCAGCCUACGAUUCCUAUCAAACGAGGACGAUAAGAUCGGUAAACGUAGGAGAAAAUCAAGAAGCCACUGUGCUAUUCCAAGAAGAAGACAAGAUGACGACUUCGGUGGAGGACAGCCUCAUGCUGUGGGCGAGGCCUUUGUCAGGCCCUUUGGUGGUGGUGCCAUGCACGGCAAAGACGAGGACAUCAAAAUCCGAAUCGGCGCAGAUGCAUUGAAGAACACUUACUCUACCCAAGCGGACGAGCAUGCGCAAUCUCAUGCUUCGUCAGACCCUAUGCUCUUCGACCAAGAAAGCCCACCUGCACUGCAACACCCAGAGAAGCUGGAUACUGCAUCACCGGUCAACCUUCAGCUUCAUGCAGCAUGUGAUGCUUCCGAGCAGAUUAUUCACAGUCCCCUUGCACCAUUGACCGGUGAGAAUGCUCAGUACUGCCACAUUGGUUGGCACCAUGGACGUCCUCCAGGUCGAGAUGCUUCUGAGCAAGGAAUGCUCGCUUGCAACCCGCUCGAGCUGCAUGCUCAGCAUGCUGCAGUGGAACCUAAAUCAGUCGAGAACUCUACGCCUGGUUAUCGACUCACGCACUAUGGUCAUGGUGAUGCGCGUCCUUUGCGUCUCGUCUUCGGGGGCCCUGCAGGUGGCCGUACUCGUAUCGCGCCCGGCAACCACGAGAUCGGUGAAACGCAAACCUUUGACGAAUCAGACUUGGCACCCAUGUCCCGAACAGAGCAUAUGCAUCAGGCCAAUAUUGAGAUGGAGCAAUCAUGUGCUGAAGAGGCUUCGGCCAUAUUCGUAAUCGUCGAUGAAGAACCCUGGAAAAGGUACCUCGCCAUUUUUGAUGGAACAUCAAGCCACUCUGAUACAGCCACACAGCCCGGAAACAUCACUUUGCAGGCUAUCUCCACAGCCAGGAAUGAUAGUGAAGCUGCAGCGAAUUGGUCACAGUACGCCACUGCCAGUCGAGGCGAUGGAAGUCGCGCUAGUCCGUCCUCAAUUUCCGCCUCUUUGCCUUCUCUGAAGCGGGGAGUCGGAAGACGCAUCGACAUGGAUGCCAAUUGCCAAGGGAUACAAAAUCAGACGAUUCUUCAAACCUUGGAUAAUGAUGGGCUGAAUUGGCGAACGUUUGUCUUUGGGAGUGACGACCAGUCAACUGUACAAUCGGCACAUGAUGCUGCGGGUGGAAACUUGGUGGAUUACUCAGAGGAUGCCUCUUCAAUGUACCUCCGACAUUCUAGGGCUGUCAGCACUGCCAGCCCUCGACCGGCCAAUACGGAAGUCCGAUUCGCUUCUUACAUGAGGCACAACGCACAGAAGCAAGCACCGCCUGCGCCACCGAGGUUCCGCAACGCACGCUCACCGGCCUUCCACAGCCGCAUCGAAUUGAGCAGCGGCGAGCAGGGACCCGCAGAGACUGAGGCCAAGGCGUUCGAAAGGCGGUCGGCAACACAUGCAGCUCUGGUAAACAACGCAUCCUACGAUCUCGUCUCUUCCAGGGUCGUGGAUACCACCACAACGUCCCGCAGUACGCUAGAGCGGCUCACACGUGCACGGGCACCCUGUUACCCACCAGAUACAACGAGCUCAGGCGGGCACAACGUGAUCCGAAAUUUCAGAGGGUCUUGUUCAUUCUACGAUACCCCGGCCACCGAUGACGAGGUCCUUGACAUUGUUGAUCCUAACAAACGGUGA
Molecule: messenger RNA, 2250 nt
Organism: Pyrenophora tritici-repentis Pt-1C-BFP
Lineage: Eukaryota; Fungi; Ascomycota; Dothideomycetes; Pleosporales; Pleosporaceae
Source: RefSeq, a predicted model, not a curated record